UAAAAAUGGCCGAGUUGCUGCUCGAUUCGGACAUCAGGCUUUGGGUAUUUUUGCCCAUUGUAAUUAUAACGUUUCUAGUAGGAAUCAUCAGACAUUAUGUUACCAUUCUCCUUUCAUCAGAGAAAAAAACUGACAUCUCUCAAGUUCGGGAUAGCCACACAUUGAUAAGAAGCAGGCUCUUGCGGGAAAAUGGAAAAUAUAUUCCUAAAGAUUCCUUUCAUAUGAGAAAGUCAUUCUUAAAUGCUGAAGAUAAAGGGCUUAUCUACAAACUAAAGUCUGCUGAGCGUGAGACACCUGCUAAGAAUCCAAUGACAGACCCCAGUAUGAUGACCGACAUGUUGAAGGGCAAUGUGACCAAUAUGUUGCCUAUGCUUAUCAUUGGAGGGUGGAUCAACUGGGCGUUCUCUGGAUUUCUCACAACAAAAGUACCCUUUCCACUCACCUUCAGAUUCAAGCCCAUGUUGCAGAGAGGAGUAGAGCUAAUCUCAUUGGAUGCUUCAUGGGUGAGCUCAGCGUCCUGGUAUUUCCUGAAUGUGUUCGGUCUCCGCAGCAUGUACACCCUCAUCCUUGGACAAGAUAAUGCUGCUGACCAGACCAAAGCCAUGCAGGAGCAGUUCUCGGGUCAAGGAAUGGCAGGACCUCAAGAUCCUCAAAAGGCAUUUAAGGCAGAAUGGGAGGCCCUGGAGAUUACUAACCACACCUGGGCACUGGAGGGGGUAGAGGAGGAUGUCACUGGGCAGAUUAUACCACCCGAGACCAUCUAUAUCAAGGAUAAAUUUGCAUAAGAGAUGAUGGUAGUUUGCGGCCAAGUUACUAAGUUAUACCACCCGAGGCCAUCUGUAUGAAAGGAUAAUUUGCAUAAGAAUUAAUGUUUCACCUAAGAAUUGAUGCUUGUUGUUUGAAGCCAUGUUAUACCACCCAAGAUCAUGUUCAAAUACAUGUUUUUAGCUCGACUAUUUGAAGAAUAAGGAGAGCUAUCCUACUCACCCGAGCGCUCAGUCGGCGUCGGCGUAACCACUUAUGUUAAAUUUUUGACAUAUGGCUUUGAAACUUUGCACACUUGUUUACCAUCAUGCCCCCAACCUGUACACAGAAGGAGGUAACUCUAUCAAGCAUUUUGACAAAAUUAUGCCCCUUUUUCUACUUAGAAUUAACGUUAAAGUUUGCGUACCACCUCAAAUAUUUUCAAAGUCCAUUGAAAUCUGGCUUUGAAACAUUGCACACUUGUUCACCAUCAUGCCCACAACCUAUACACAGGAGGAGGUAACUCUAUAAAGCAUUUUGACAAAAAUAUGCCUCUUUCUACUUAGAAUUUACGUUAAAGUUUGCGUACCACCUCAAAUAUUUUCAAAGUCCCUUGACAUCUGGCUUUGAAACUUCGCACGCUUGUUCACCAUCAUGCUCCCAACCUGUACACAGGAGGAGGUAACUGUAUCAAGCAUUUUGACAGAUUUAUUCCCCUUUUUUGACUUAGAAUUUACGUUAAAGUUUGCGUACCACCUCAAAUAUUUUCAAAGUCCCUUGACAUCUGGCUUUGAAACUUUGCAUGCUUGUUCACCAUCAUGCCCCCAGCCUGGUAACAGGAGGAGGUAACUCUAUCAAGCAUUUUGCAAAAUAAUGUCCCUUUUUCUACUUAGAAUUUACGUUAAAGUUUGCGUACCACCUCAAAUAUUUUCAAAGUCCCUUGACAUCUGGCUUUGAAACUUUGCAUGCUUGUUCACAAUCAUACCCCCAACCUGUACAAAGGAGGAGGUAACUCUAUCAAGUAUUUUGCAAAAUUAUGCCCCUUUUUCUACUUAGAAUUUACGUUCAGCUUGCGUACCACCUCAAAUAUUUUCAAAGUCCAUGGACAUCUGGCUUUGAAACUUUGCACGCUUGUUCACCAUCAUACCCCCAACCUGUACACAGGAGGAGGUAACUCUAUCAAGCAUUUUGACAAAAUUAUGCCCCUUUUUCAACUUAGAAUUUACAUAAAAGUUUGUGUACCACCUAAAAUAUUUUCCAUUCAAUUUAUGUAAAUAUCUCAACACAUCAUGUAUUGCAUUGAAAACUAAUCUAACAGUGAUCCAUGUAUGUUUCGCCAAAACUUUUCAAUCCAUACACCGAAUAGCAGCGGAAUAGUUGAGCGCCCUGUCUCUGUGACAGCUCUUGUUUAAAUACUAGUUCUGUCAGUAUCAAAGAAAAGUUAACUUCUUUUUUUGUGUGUAAAUUUUCCAUUUUGUAAAUUUUCAUCAAAACUCAUAAAUGUCAUAAUAGAAGAUUGCAUCAUAUUUAUUGACUGUUGAGCGCACCCUAUUUAAGUGUUGUAGGAAAGAUAUUUGAAUCUGAAAAUUUAAGAAAAAUCUCUCAGUUCAAAUGCUUUUGUGAAUUCAGAUUUAUAUUUUCAGAUUGCUGAAAUGUCUUACUUUUGAUCAGCUUUGAUUUAGUUAUGAAAGUUUGUCCAAACUGCAGGCCUUGUGUCUGAGUGACCAACAUGCUAUCAUGUAGAGUCAUAGCAAGUAGAUUGUUUGAUGCUUAAUAUUAUGUAAAUGUUUGAAGUUGUAAUAAAUACUAUUAAAGAAAAGAAUAACAGAUUUAAUAUGGUAUUAAUAUAAAUGCAUUGUAUUGUGCAAUAUAUGUAAUGUGUCAGAUAAAUAAAGACCUGCAUUCAG
Mya arenaria is the source of this 2651-nucleotide messenger RNA. RefSeq names its product ER membrane protein complex subunit 3-like. Gene Ontology annotation, biological process: protein folding in endoplasmic reticulum. The record is from RefSeq and is a predicted model, not a curated record. Bases 6 to 785 code for a protein of 259 amino acids. The transcript is spliced from 7 exons. Lineage: Eukaryota; Metazoa; Mollusca; Bivalvia; Myida; Myidae. Gene Ontology annotation, cellular component: membrane; EMC complex.